AUGGGGAACUUCCGCAAGCUCGGCCGUCACGCCGCCCACCGCGUCUCCAUGCUCAGGACGAUGGUGUCGCAGCUGGUGAAGCACGAGCGGAUCGAGACCACCGUCGCCAAGGCGAAGGAGGUGCGGCGGAAGGCGGAUCAGAUGGUGCAGCUCGGCAAAUAUAUGCAGCAAGACGUGCCUCGGCAUUUGUUCGGGGUGAUGAUGUUGUUCACAAGUUAUUCACAGAGCUUGCGUACCGCUACAAGGAUCGAGCUGGUGGGUAUACAAGACUAUUGUGAACCAGGAUACGAAUUGGCGAUGCUGCACCAAUGGCUUACAUCGAGUUUGUCGACCGGGAGAAUGAACUUCGAGAGGCCAAACCUGCGACUCCACCGCCUCCCCAGCGUGCCCCUCUUGAUGCAUGGACCAAGUCCUGUGCCAGCCAACAGUGGGCAGGGCCUAAAGUUAGCCAGAACUCUAAAACAGAAGGGCUAUGAGAACCAAAAGCAUCGUUUAUCUUUAUUUUAUGUUUGUGAGGUUUUUUUUAUCUUUAGACAUGCUAAUUAG
Messenger RNA from Triticum turgidum subsp. durum (durum wheat), 546 nucleotides. NCBI's taxonomy places the organism in Eukaryota, Viridiplantae, Streptophyta, Magnoliopsida, Poales, Poaceae. The record is from the annotation of a GenBank genome assembly.